UGAUUGUUGAGCAUUAAAUAAUAACGAUUGGACAAGACGUAUAUACGACUGGAUAAGAAAAAUACGUGCAAUACUGUGACAAUAUUGCUUGUGUUAUUCUUCCAAUAUGGGUUUAGAAGAAAGUUACGACCAGUUAAUGGGAGAAUCAGAAAUUCUCCCAACUGCUAAAUGGCCAUUAAUACAUAAUCCUGUUCUGAUAGUACUCAUAACUAUUGGAUAUUUAUAUUUUAUUUUAUACGCUGGCCCUUGUUACAUGAAGGAUCGACCGCCUUUUAAAUUAAAAACUUUUAUGUUGUUUUAUGAUGUAAUUCAAAUUCUCGCGAAUGCGUGGAUAAUAAAGGAGUUUAUAGCUGCCGGUUGGUUCACAAUAUAUGGUAUACAAUGUACUUUACCAGAUUCUAACUCGCCCAGUGCUUUGCACAUGUUUAAUAUUAUGUGGUGGGUGUUAUUACUAAAAAUGUUCGAUUAUAUUGAAACAUGUGUAUUUGUAUUGAGAAAGAAACAAAAUCAAGUUACAUUUUUGCACGUGUAUCAUCAUAUAUCUGUUGUGUUUUUUGCAUGGUAUUAUUUGAAAUAUAUUCUAGACGAAAGAGCGACACUGAUACCUUUGGUUAAUUGUUCUAUACACGUAAUCAUGUACAUAUAUUAUUUUAUUGCUGGAUGGAGCCAAGAACUUCAACAAGUAGUAUCUCCUUUCAAACCUUAUAUAACUAGACUACAAAUGGUACAGUUUAUUGGAUUGAUAUUAUAUGUACUGCAAUCAGCACUUCCACAUUGUAUAGUGUCAGAAAAAAUAACGCACAUUAUACCUAUAUUUUCUGCGAAUUUAUUAGUAUAUCUAUGUUUGUUUUAUAAUUUUUAUAGAAACACUUAUAACAAGAAAAAACCUUAAAAAAAAAAAGAAAUUGAUAU
Pseudomyrmex gracilis is the source of this 912-nucleotide messenger RNA. Its product is annotated as elongation of very long chain fatty acids protein 1-like. The record is from RefSeq and is a predicted model, not a curated record. Gene Ontology annotation, cellular component: endoplasmic reticulum membrane. Lineage: Eukaryota; Metazoa; Arthropoda; Insecta; Hymenoptera; Formicidae. The transcript is spliced from 4 exons. The coding region runs from base 107 to 892 and encodes 261 amino acids. Gene Ontology annotation, biological process: fatty acid elongation, polyunsaturated fatty acid; fatty acid elongation, saturated fatty acid; very long-chain fatty acid biosynthetic process. Gene Ontology annotation, molecular function: fatty acid elongase activity.